Messenger RNA from Neltuma alba, 3881 nucleotides. RefSeq lists its product as uncharacterized. Gene Ontology annotation, molecular function: RNA polymerase II cis-regulatory region sequence-specific DNA binding; RNA polymerase III type 3 promoter sequence-specific DNA binding. The transcript has 9 exons. Gene Ontology annotation, cellular component: snRNA-activating protein complex. NCBI's taxonomy places the organism in Eukaryota, Viridiplantae, Streptophyta, Magnoliopsida, Fabales, Fabaceae. The record is from RefSeq and is a predicted model, not a curated record. Gene Ontology annotation, biological process: snRNA transcription by RNA polymerase III; snRNA transcription by RNA polymerase II. Bases 171 to 3521 code for a protein of 1116 amino acids.
AUCAUCCCCCAGCAGACUUCCGUUGCAAUGCCGCGAAGCGCUCGCAAAGCUCAAUUCAAGCUUCCCCAGACAACUAUAGCGCUCCCUCUCCCUCUCUACGUCCUCCAAUUCUCCGUACUUCUCUGCAAAACCCUAGUUUCUGCUUUGUAGCCUCUCCCUUGCAACGCGCAAUGGCUCCUCGUGCCGACGAGUGCGACGAAGAUGAGCUCUCCUCCAGCGAAGACGAUGACAGCUUCAAUGAGGACUUGGAAGCUCUCGCACGAGCCUGCAAGAUCGCCGGCACCAACCCUGAUGACCUUAAACCCACUUCUACCGACGGUCCCGACGAUGAGAACGCAGACGCAGUGGUUCCGAAAGCUCCUGACCCGCUGUUGGGCCCGGGCGAUGCUCUCGUUCCUGUGUCAGACUCGGACGACGAGCAGAGUGACCUUCAGUAUCUUAAAAGAGUACAGGAGCGUUACCAGCCUUCAUCUCUCAAGCCAUUGAAUGUUCUUCCAGCGUUUUCUCUGUCUGAUGACGAGGAAGAUGAUGUGGAGUUACUCCAGGCUAUUAGGAGACGCUUUGCCUCCUAUGAUAGAGGCCCUGAUGAAGAUAAUGAGGAUAAAAUGGCUCAGGGAGCUCAUACCUCCGGUCCAGGCUCUGAGGAGGAAUAUGAUAACAGCGUGACAUUUAAGGGAUUAGAGCCCGGUGAAUCAUGCCCUGUUUCUCAGGAUGCUAUUAAGACCACCAGUUUAUUGACUGGUGAUGGUGAGAGACAUCCUUUUAACAUCAACGAGAGGUGUAAACCCGAGGCUUGCAAGUCAUCCAAGUUAUCGGACAAAGGAUCAAACUUUCCUUUGUCUGCUCAGGUUCUUUUUGAUGCAAUAAAAAAGAAUAGAUCUUUCCAGAGGUUACUUCGAAGUAAGUUGAUUCAGAUGGAAGCAAAAAUUCAAGAAAACAGACAGCUAAGGGAAAGAGUAAAACUUCUUAAAGAGUUUCAGGUUUCUUGCAUAAGAAGAACAGGGCAAGCUAUAUCACUGAAAAAGGAUCCCCGUGUCCUUUUAAUAUCAAUAAGAAAGUCUCCUGCUGCAAGUAGCACGAAGAUUAAUGAUAAAAAAAUAUCUCCAAUGUGUUAUGGCCCAGCUGAGAAUGCUCAUGUUGCUAAAUAUAGGAUGGUGUUGGAACGAUCUCCAUUCUCAUUGGAUAGGAAAAAAUGGUCUAAUGUGGAGAGGGAGAAUCUUGCUAAGGGAAUAAAGCAACAAUUUCAAGAAAUGGUGCUUCAAAUGUCAAUGAAUCAAGACAGUUCAGGGUGGUUGUGUGAAUAUGCGGAUAACUUUGAUACCAUACUUGCAUCUAUUAAAGAUCUUGAGAUUACGCCUGAGAACAUUAGAAAGUUUCUGCCUAAAUUCAAUUGGGAUCAGUUGGCUUCCAAGUAUGUUGUUGGUCGUACAGGUGCAGAAUGUGAAGCAAGGUGGUUAAAUUGUGAAGAUCCCUUGAUCAAUCAUAGCCCAUGGACCUGUGAGGAGGACAAAUGGCUGUUGCACAUUAUCCAAGAGAUUGGCAAUAGGAACUGGUUCAAAAUUGCUGAAUUUUUAACCACAAGUAGGACCCCAUUUCAAUGCUUGGCACGAUACCAAAGGAGUUUAAAUCCUUCCAUGCUAAAUAGUGAAUGGACUGAGGAAGAAGAUGCUCUACUUCGUUCUGCUGUCACAAUUUUUGGUGCGAGCGAUUGGCAGUCUGUAGCUUCCGUCUUAGAACGAAGGACUGGACCCCAAUGCUCUAAUAGAUGGAAGAAGUCCCUCUGUCCUGAUAGGAAAGGGAGCUUUACUGUAGAAGAAGAUGAGCGCUUAACAGUGGCUGUCCAUCUCUUUGGACGGAAAUGGAAUCAGAUAGCUAAAUUUGUUCCUGGCCGGACCCAAGCUCAAUGUAGAGACAGAUACGUCAAUAGUUUGGAUCCCUCUUUGAAAUGGGGUGGAUGGACUAAGGAAGAAGAUUCAAGAUUGAAAAAAGCAAUUGCCAAACAUGGAUUCUGCUGGUCAAAGGUUGCUGCAGAUGUGCCUCCAAGAACUGACAGUCAGUGCAGGAAGAGAUGGCGGGUUCUAUUUCCUGACCAAGUUCCUAUGCUCCAAGCAGCUAGAAAGAUGAAAAAAUCCGCUCUUAUCAGUAACUUUGUUGAUCGAGAGUCUGAACGGCCUUGUCUUUCUCUAAAUGAUUUUCUUCCCUUGGCAACGUUAGAUCCGCCAUCUGAUCCAGAUGUUGUGAACCUCCGACAGAAGCGGAAGAAUAAGUCAAGCACUUCUAAGAAAAAGAGGCCCCAAAAACGUACAAAGAAGGCUCAAAGUUGUCUCAAGAAGCCACAGACGGACAAGGUUGAACCUUGUAAUGGACAUGGUCCUGAACCACAUUUGGAGGACAACUCUGUUGAUGCAAUGCAUGAUCAUUCUCCGCUGGACUCGGUUGUGACGACAACGAAUGACCAAGGAGAUUUUGGUGGACAUAAUAAUAUCGAUAACCUAACUGAGUCAAAUCAAGUUUGGACGGGGUUUAAUGAAUUGCAUGAAGAGAGCCAUACUUGUAUAACACCUUGCGAGAAUCCAGAAGGGACAAUGGAUCGGCAUUGUGAGAAUAUGAACUCAUUAAAACACCAUACUGGAAGAAAGUCAAAGCUAUCUGCAAGUAUAUCUGAUGGUGCAGCGGUAGGUAGCAAGGUUGCUAGAAAUACUACCUCAAAGAAGGAAAGGAAGGAGAAAAAGAAAUGCGACAGAAUGGUUAAAAGUGUUCAAACAGCAGAAAACCACCUGGUUAAGAAUCAAAUGCCAAAACCUGGAAGCCUAUCUUCCAUGCAGAUCUUAGAAAGUCAGGAUGAAGACAAUAUAACACUUGCUAGAUAUCUACACAAUCCAUCAAACAAACGGUUUAAAAAUACCGAUCAAAUGACUCAGGCUGCCUCGUAUGCUAGUUGUUCCAUGAAAAAACCACGGAGAUCUUGUCGAGCUGCCAAACAAACACGUGAUUGCCAGCCUUUUAGUUUUAAAAAGGGAUAUGAAUUGCCUUCUGAAGAAGUACACAACGGUCAUGACAGAAACCAAGAAAUGUUGGUUGUGCAAGGCGAGUUAGAUGAAGAUUGUAUUGAUGUUACACCUGGGACUUUGUCGGUCCAGAAUCAUUCUUGCAAUUUGAAGAACAUGUCAGCCAUCAAAGCUGAUGAAAAUCAGAAGACGAUGCCGGGGUCAGUUGAUGAGCAGACUUUGUUUUUGGAUGGGGUGACGGCACCCCAAAACAUCAGUGUUGGAGAGGAUGUGCCUACCGACGUUACCCUUGCUUCCUUCCUGAAAAAGAUGAAAAGUAAGGGCAAGGCAACGACAGAGCCAGUUGAUGAGCAGGCUAUAGUUUUGAAUGGUUUGACAGAAAUCAAAAGCAUGAGUGUUAGAAAUGAUGGGUCUCUUGACGUUACUCUGGCUUCCUUGCUGAAAAAGAGAGGAAGGAGACAGGGUAGAGCAGCUAAAUGUGCCAGUCGUCCUUCUCAUGAUAGGGCUAAAUGAUAAAAAGUCGAUUUGAUGCAUGCUGGCUGUGAUAUUGGUUUGUGCCGAGGGUCCAUAUUGAUCAAAGGCUGCCUCAUUUUUAUUUUUUUAAAUCCUCUGUGAAAAAGGGCUAGAAGCGGGCGGUACAUGAGAAGUAGUGGGAAGUCGCGAGCCUGCGAUCAUGAGGCGUGAUGUGAUUUGAACAUUUUGGCAAUUAGGAUGGGUUCUCUUUACUGACAAUUUUGCUGAGCCAAGGCCUGUGUAGAGACAGUUUUCGGCCUGGCACAAUGAAGGUUCGUUGUUUGAUGUACUUAAUGAGCAUUUGCGAUAUACACAUAUAUUGGAAUAUCUAACGGUAUCCAAUCAGUGUGAUUUCUUGAA